This is a messenger RNA of Coccinella septempunctata (seven-spotted ladybird), 1902 nucleotides long. RefSeq names its product SET domain-containing protein SmydA-8-like. The record is from RefSeq and is a predicted model, not a curated record. The transcript is spliced from 6 exons. The coding region runs from base 368 to 1894 and encodes 508 amino acids. NCBI's taxonomy places the organism in Eukaryota, Metazoa, Arthropoda, Insecta, Coleoptera, Coccinellidae.
GAAUUGUUGGAUCACGUUCAAACAUUUUUCAGUUCAUUCUUCUUAUAAUAGGUUUUUUAGUGUAUUUCUAUUUCAUCCGGAAAAUAUUUUGAAAACUAGUUGAAAAAGUUGAUCUCUUGUUAUUGCCCUUUAUAUAUCAUCUUAUAUAUAUGCUCCAUUUUGCUGAUUUUAUUUAUUAUCCAUAACAAUACUACUUUCUAUUUGUGUUAGAUAUAAAUAGGUCUGAAUUACUCCAAAGGAGUUUUAUACUCUGGAAGAAUCUAUGCCUAAAAAUAAAUCAUUUCACGUUUGAUUAUACAUAGGUAGAAGGAUUUUAGUUUCUUAAUCCUGAUGAUCUCUGAGUUAUCAUAAUUCUUUCAAAAAAUGGAUGAAAUAUAUGAAAUUUCUCAGAAUGACACUUUUAACAGUUUUGCUUAGGUACUUAACAGCUGCUCGUUUCAUAAAACAAGGUGAACUCAUCCUGAAAGAAAAACCACUACUGGUUGAUUCAUACCGAGGAAACAGGAAUUUCUGCCUGAAAUGUUGCACCUACAUAAAAUCUAAUCAUUUCGAAAUUUGUGAUCAAUGUAAAGUUGCCAUACUUUGCAGGACGGAUUGCGAUGGCGAAUUUCACUCGGAAGGUGAAUGCAGAGAGCUGGGAGGAUUGAAUUUGAAACCAUCCUUUCUGGUGAAAAAUCACGAAGUCAUAACAGUGCUGAGGUUACUUUUAAAAAGAAAAUACUCCAAACAAGAAUGGGAUGAAAUUAAUCAAUUGGAAUCGCACUUAGAAGACCGAAGAAAUACUCCCAUAUGGCAAAACUGUGAAAAUCUUGUGGAGAAAGUUAUGAAAAAAGCCGAUAUACUUUCUGACGAUGAUGAAAAAAAUGAAAUUGUUCAAAAACUUUGUGGGAUUCUGGAUGUGAAUACUUUCGAAAUAAGACCACCUCGCGAUAAAUCUGAGAUUGUCGUGCACCCUUCAGAAAUGGAGGCCUUGAGGGGGUUAUAUCCGAGGGCAGCUCUUAUGGCUCAUGAUUGUUUAUCAAAUACCCAUUUAGCAGUAGAUAACGACUUCGUACUCUACAUUCAUGCCAGUGUCGAUAUAGAAAUAUCUACUCCUAUUUUCUUCAACUAUGCAAACGUUUUAGAUGGAAACGUUGAAAGGAAUAAAUGCCUAACACAGGGAAAAUAUUUCGAGUGUACCUGUAAAAGAUGUAUGGAUCCAACUGAAUUGAACACUAACAUUAGUUCUCUGCGAUGUCACAGUUGUAGAAAAGGGUUUAUCCAGCCCCGAAAAAGUGAUGAGAAAAAAGUGGGUUGGUCUUGCACUUUUUGCAAGAAGAACUUCCAUAAUUCUUUGGUAGAAACAACCCUCAAUUUAGCCAAAGAUUUAAUACAAUGUGCAGGUCAGAGUUAUGUGAAAGACUUGGAAAAAGUCAACAUGAAGCUACUGCAAACUCUUCAUCCUCAACAUUAUUUAAUGCUAGAAUUACAACAAAUCCUUAUGGGAUUGUAUACGCAAGAUGUUCCUAGCAGAAAAAACUUGACUAGAAAAAUCGAAUCAUGUCAAAAUGUGAUUGCAGUUGUUCGAAUACUGGAGCCGGGAAUUUCAAGAAUUCUAGGCAUAACCCUCUACGAGCUUCACGCAGCCAAAGCAAAUCUGGCAUACAAAGACUAUUCAGAAAACGAAAUUACUUCUGAAACUCUGUUAGAUCAUUUGUUAUCAGCUGAAGAACUACUAAAAUCUUCCCUCAAACACCUGUUGUACGAACCAAGAAACAGUCCCGAAGGUUUUCUCGCACAAAACGCUUUAGGUUAUCUCAAGAAGUUGAGAGAAUCUAUAAGUAAUAUAAAACAGCAGGUGGUAAUGGAAACGAAUGUACAGCAAUCUUUUAGAAAGAAAAGAAAUAAAAAUUAACGAUUUAA